This is a messenger RNA of Penicillium roqueforti, 1860 nucleotides long. RefSeq names its product transcription factor TFIIIC subunit TFC1. The record is from RefSeq and is a predicted model, not a curated record. Gene Ontology annotation, cellular component: transcription factor TFIIIC complex. Gene Ontology annotation, biological process: transcription initiation at RNA polymerase III promoter. Lineage: Eukaryota; Fungi; Ascomycota; Eurotiomycetes; Eurotiales; Aspergillaceae. The transcript is spliced from 5 exons. The coding region runs from base 1 to 1860 and encodes 619 amino acids.
AUGGAUGAUCAGCGGGGGUCUAGAACUGCCCCCUUCUACGCAGUGCCAUCCCGUCGCCUCGUCAGCGUCGAGCACCCUGCCGUGAUCCGCAAUGUCGACAAGGCGAUCGAGACCUUACAAGGCGAUGCCGGAAUAAAAGCAAUUCUCAACCCGGCCACAGACGGCACACUAGCUAAUCUGGUGUUGCGGCCAGAAGAUGCCAUGGCUCGAUCGGUGCAGUCAACAAGCAUCCAAUCAAACAAUGUUUUGCUCAAAAUUACUGUCCCCAAGCGGACAGGACGGAAGCGCAAGAGAGGCUCGAACGAGCCUUUCGCAGACGCACCGGAGUCAGAAGCAACUGACGCACCCCGGCGACGGACCGCUAAGGAUCUCCUGCGCAGUCUGAGUGAUAACCCUUCUAAGUACCAGAUUGAGCCGGUCGGGAGGGUUGAACUAACACAUGUGUUUCGGGGAAUACCUGAUUUCGUUUACUCGACCACGGCCAGUUCAUUUACUAACCGGUUCCGAGACCAAAUUCUCCCUUUUGACUUCGACAAGAUGAAGCAAUUUGACAUCGACAUGGCCAAAGGCGCCGCCGAGAAUGCAGAUCUGAUCCCGCCACCAUCAUUUAGCCACGGAGACGUCCCCUUCCACUACGUCUAUCGGCAAAACCCGACAGUAAAACAAGCAAUCGGCAGCUCCGGCAAACUAGAAACAGUGAACACGCAAACCGCCAACAAAAUCCUAACCCACCUAGUCCCCUACGACAUACCCGAAGUGCCAUCCGAGCCGCGCGCGGACAUGCUCCCAAUAAGCGCACUAGACGCAGGCAUGCUCCGCACAAUCGCGACGCUAAACGCCCUCUACGAAAAACAGCCCGCCUGGACACGUCGCGGACUACGCAACAACCUAACAACCGACGAAGACCGUCUGAACCUCCGCCACGCAAUUCCAUACGUGGGCUACAUCUUCCGAUCCGGGCCAUGGCGCGAUGCGAUCAUCAAGCUCGGCCUCGACCCACGCACCUCACCAGAGUACCGACAUUACCAAACCUUUAUGUUCCGACUUCUAGCACGGGAAGCGGAGGUUGCGCGAGACGGAGGCGGCGGACGACGCCACAAUGUGCCACGACCGAGCGACCAGCGCAUGGGCGAGGACGAAGCCGCCAGCGGGCCAUCGACGGGCCAUAUUUUCACCGGCAAGCAGCCGUUCGCGCAAGACGGACGGAUCUGGAUGGUGGGCGAGAUCAAGGACGAGCAACUGCAGGCUGAGCUGUAUCCUCCUGAUGCGGGGCCUGGGUUCCUGCGCAGCGAGUGCGAUAUUGUGACCGAUGGAUGGUUUGGGAAUGGCACGCUUGCGAAGGUGAAGACGGUUAUGCGACAUAAGAUCCAGGCGUUGAUGGAAGGGCGGGAGCCGGUUGAUGAGGAUUAUACGAAAAUUAUGCAGCUCCCUGCGCAUGCGCGGUCUGAGGCUGAUUUCCCGUUGUUCACGCUUGAUCCCGAGGUUGCGACGCAGAAGGAGAUUAGUCUUGCUACGGAGGUUCGGGCGGUUAUCCGGGGUUCGCCGGUUUGGAGGAAUUUGUCAGCUAAUGCUGGGUUGGUUAGGAGGGAGAUUGGGGAGGGGAGGGGGAAGGUCAAGGGAAAGCAGGCUGUGAAGGGGAAGAGUGCUGAGCCGGAACCGGAGCCGGAACCGGAGCCUGAGAAGGUCGACGAGGAGAGUGAAGGUGAAGAGGAAGAAAUUCAGAGGAGGGAGAUGCUGGCUGCUCAGGUUGCGGAUGCUGCUGCGGCGAGAGAUGCCGAUGAAGCUGAUGAUGACGACGAGGCGGACGGUGACGGUGAUGGGGACGAUAGUGAUGAUAUGGAUGAAGACGACGACGAGUAA